AUGGCUGCAAAUAAUUCAACAGGUAAGACCAAUGUUUUAUCUUCGUUCAAUCCACAAGAUCAUUUAUUUGUACAAUAUAUGACAUCUAAUUUGCUUGUGAAAAAAACAUCAAAAGAACCAGUACGAGUGUAUGCGUUAAACCUGUCUAACAAGAAUAACAACUACAAAAUUGAAAAGAUAGAGAAUCUGGAACUUUAUUGUGAGUUGAGACAAUUGAAUCUUUCCUACAAUCGUAUAUGCGAAAUUAAUGGGUUAUCAACGCUUCAUAACCUAACUGUUUUAAACAUCUCAUACAAUUGUCUCGUGUCUUUAAACGGGAUACAGUCAUUGUCUAAUCUUUUGGUACUAAAAGUUAAUAACAAUCAAAUCAAAUCCAUUCCUAAAUGGCUACCUAAACGGUUACCGAAGCUGAAAACAAUCCAAUUACACCACAAUCAGAUCGAUACUCUUCAUCAAAUAACAUACUUGAGAUCUCUGUCUAAUCUCACAGUUUUCACAUUUGAAGGCAAUCCAGCAGUUAACCAGCUUAUAAUAAAUACCAAUAAUAGCUCUAGCAGUGAUGAAUCUGUAAUCAAAAAUACGAUCGAAAAAUUUGAUGCCCAAUCACUUUAUCGAAUAUUUGUUAUAUUUCAUUUAUGUUCGGUUAUUUUGCUGGAUAAUAAAGAAGUUCUUCCAUUUGAAAGACAAGUAGCAGAACAACGAUUCUCCCAAGUUGAAAUAUCGAGAUAUUUAAAAAAGUUGAGCACGUAUGAAAGUCAAUUGAAGGAAAUAGAGACAAGAAACUCAAUUCUGGAAAAAGAUCUAUCACAUGAACAAUCUCAGCUAAGUGAAACUAUGCAUAAAAGGAAGUUGGAUAAUGAUUUGAUCUCAAAUUUAGAAGAAGAAUUACAUGCCAAAGAUAAAUUGCUUCAUUUAAAAUCUGAAGAGUUAGCCCGCUCAUAUUUAAAACAUUUUGAACUAGAACAAGAAUUAGCUUUUCGCAAAAUUGAUGAAAAGUUGGGGUUAUUUAAUUCAUAUCUACCGAAACCACCACGUAACUCACUUGAUGUUCACCGAGUUCAAGACACUGGUGAUCAACCUUAUCUAGGCAAAUGUAUGUUUGGAUAUAAAUCAAUAAAUAACGCAUCAAAUGGUCAUAAAUGUUCAUCUGAACAUCUAAUCAACAUACAAAAUAAAAUGCCUCCCACUAAUGAUACUAAUGAUACUAAUAAUAACAACAACAACAAUAACAACUGUCACAAAUCUCAUUCUAAUAGUUUAGAAAAACGACUAGAAAAUGGUCAUAGUGAUAAUCAUGAACAAUCUAAUGUUGUUAUACAUCCAUAUUCUUCUGACAUUAUGUCAUCGAAUAAUGUAAAUGAAGCGGUGAAUCCUAAAUUAGAACAGAAUAUGAUCAAUGUGAAUGAUGAGUUCAGUCGUUUAUCUCAUUCGAAAAAUUCAUCGAAUUGUUUCUCGACAAUAGAUGAUAAAGUUCGUAAAUCUCCAACACUUGACAAACCUCUCAAUGAUACACAAGCAUCUAAUUUAUUGGAAGACAACAAGGCCACUACAUCAUCAUCAUCAUCACCGUCACAAACAGAGAAUAAAUCUUUAUGCAAAUCUUUCGAACAAUUGAAUGUCGAAAAAAUUCAAAUGAAAUUAUCUAAAUUACAGUCGGAAUUAUUACAACUUCGUAUUGAAGAAUCAACUAUACAAAAUAAUAACAAUAAUAAGAAUAACAAUAUCAAUGAUAAUAAAGAUUCUAAUAUUAAUAAAUUGAAUCAUCGUAUACAAAGAUUAGAAAAUGAAUUGAAUCAAUUAUGGACUAUGGCUGAUUCAUUGAAAUUGAAAUCUAAUAAUGGUGAAAAUGACAUCGAUCAUCGACCCAAUAAUAUCACUACUAAUAAUAUAUGCUUAAAUUCUUUUGUAACAUUAACGAAACAAUCAUCAUCCGAUAGAAUAAAACAUGUUAAUAUUUUUCAAUCAGACAAAAAUCCUAAAUAUUUUUCAUAUCAAUACUCAAGACAUAAUUCACCUCAUCAGAAACAUCAACGACGUUAUAGUCUUCCAAAUAAAGAUAUUGAUUUGCAACAAAUUGUAUCUGGUGAUCAUUUUAAUCAUUUCAACGGGACAACAAGUAUAGGCUCGGAAUUUGAUUCAUAUGAAGAAGUUUUAGAUAGUCCUCGAAAAUUAAUCAAUCGUUCCAAAAGAAAAGAGAGUCAUCAGUCCACAUUAUCACAUGAUCGUGGUAUGGGUUCUAUUACACCAUCAACUCCAAGUUCUCGAACAACAGCAACAGGACGUAGUGCUUUACAUUCUAUACUUACUCCUCGUUCGAAUGACGUGUACACAACAGAUCAUUUGUCUAAACCGUUUGUUACUGAUAGUGUAAUGAAUAAAAUGGAUCAUUCAAGAAAAAAUCUAAAUAAUGAAAAUGUUCCAAAUAUACAACCUGGAUGUAUACGUGGUUCAGGUGUUGGUGGUCCUCUACCUCUUACACAUAAUUCAAAACCAUCUUCGUUUGAUUUGCCUCUAUCUCAUUCGUAUACUCAGAAUAUUCAUGAAAAUAAUCAUCAUAAUAACAAUCGAACAUCUGAAAACUCACAUUUUCAAAAAUCUGAUAAUUUCAAGAGAUAUCACACUUCCAGAUUGCCUAAACCUAAUCCUACUCGUACUUUAUCUCGAGGCUCAGAUCCUUUACAGUUCAAUGAUCAAGCGUUGCUAUAUACUGGAAAAAGUAAGAAAUUAGGUUCUCGGAUGAGAUCUUGUGUAAGAGGUAAAUUGUCAAAGCGAAAGCAUAAACUACUACGAUCCCGUAGUGAUUCACAUAAAUCUGAGAAAAUUAUGACAGAUUCAAGCCAAAAUCAUAGUCUAAGUGAUCAUGCAGAAGAACUUUUGAAUUUGAUUGUCAUGUCACGUGAUGCUUGUUCCAUGGAAGUCGAUCGUCUACGAGAAGACUUGUCGAGACUACAUAAAGCCAAUUCAAAACGUCACGUACAUUUACAUCAUAACAAGCAAAAUAACAAUCAAUGUAUUUAUGCUGAUUGUGUUGAACCGAUGCGAAAUCACGUUGAUUCUUUAAAAACUAGAUAUUCACCAGCUGGUGAUGAUAAUGACGAUUGUACUUUUACAGAAUGUCAACCUACUGUUCUAUAUCAAAAAACACAAUCACGUACAACAAAUUAUCAUCAAUAUCCAUCUGAAAAUAAUGAUAAUACUACUACUAAUACAAACAAUACUAUUAAUACUACUAUCAAUAAUAAUGAGAAAAAUUUCAAUUCAAGCCAUUCACAGUGUAAAACACAAAUGCGUCGAUUAUUACCACAUACUAAAUCAUUUCAUGAUGAUAAUAUUAGUAAUAAUAAUAAUAUUAAUAAUGAUUAUGAUGAGUUGGAUUUAAUUGAUCAUCACAAUGACAAUAUUAAUAAUGGUAAUAAUAAUAAUAAUAAUAACGAUGACGAUGAUGAUUUUUGUGAAAUUAAUAAUAAUUAUAAUGACCAAAUGAAUUAUUCUUAUCAUUGUCAAGAUUAUAAACGACAAAUUGAACCACUGGUUGAUUUGAAAAAUUAUUGGUCAAAUGGAGUACCGGAUAUUAAUUGGAAUAGUGAUCAGAAAAAUUCUAUUCGUUCUUGCUCAAAUCGUAGGACAACAUCUCUGCACAAAAGUCGAGUUAUUAGUAGACGUCCGAGAACAAGGUCAAUACCUCGUCAAUAUCCAGUCAACACUAAUUUCUCACCUUAUCAUGAUGACACUUAUAGAAGAAGAUAUUCUCGCGGACAUUCGCUGGAAUAUACUCGUCAACAUCAUAAACACUCUUUAUUAAGAGGUUCUGAAACUAAUCUAUUAAAUAAUUUAGAAUAUUGUGAUGCUGAUCCACCAUCUGAAACUGCAGCGCUUAUUCAUUUGACAGAUGAACUACUUGGAUUACGCCAAGGUUUAAAGAGAACACGUGAAGCUAAUUCGGAAAGACUUGAAGUUGCAUUAAGGCAUAUUUCAUUACUUGAAUUGGAAUUACAACGUCAACGAUGUUUAAAUCAUGAUGUUGAAGUAGCUAGACAACGUGAAGUUGAACGUACACGAUGGGAAAAACGUCUAGCUGCAACACUUAAUGAAUUGAAAUGUUGUCAAACAGAUAUUGGUAAACUUCGUGAACAAGUUGAUCAAUUGGAAGCAUCCAAAAAGACUAAUAAUCAAUCUGAGUUGAAAUUAGAACGUCAACAGUUGGAAUUAGAUCAAACUAAAGCAACAUUAGAUGCACAAAAAGAAGAGAUAAACACAUUGAAUAAUCUACUCAAUUCAUUAUUUGGUCUUAAUCCAAACGAUGUAUCUCCAAAUGAUCUACAACGUUUACAAGUUGGUCUGCUUGACCUGCAUAAACAUAUGCAACCAGAAUAUGCCAAUCAAUACAGUCAUCACCAUCAGCAACAACAACAACCACAAGUUCCAAACUCUAUUCGUCCUCGACAAACUAUUCAUCGUACUCAAUCUCUAAUGACUGGUUUAACUGGUGUACCAGGAGGUAAUGAACGUAUGAACAGAGUGGAUUGGUUAAAUUCUAAUGUUAUCACAGCACCUAUUACUCAAUCAUCCAGUGGAAAUCAUCAAUUAUACUGUAAUGUACCUGAACAUCAUGAUUUAGAAGAUUGUCUUGGUCAAUUACAGUAUAGAAUUGAAGAGUUAUGUGAUCAGCAUGAAAUUACUCAGAAUAAACUUCGACAUAGUAUGAAAAUACGCAGAAAAUUAGAAUGUCAAUUAGAGGAACAAGAUUCUGUUUUAAAUCGAUUAAAAUCAGAGCUGCUGUCUUGUCAAGAAGAUUUAAAAAUUGCAAAACAAGAAGUUACACGUUUAUCAAGUGAAAAAGAAGCUGAACAGAAAUCGAAAAAUGAUCAACUCACUGGUAUAGUUACAGAUUUAGCCACUUUAGAGGCUACUGUCUGUCAACGUCGUACAGAACUCACCACACUUAAUACUAACAUACAAGAUUCUGAUCAACAACUUUCAAUCAUUAAAGCACAAGCUAAAGAAGCUGUUUCAAAAUAUGAAGAAGCUAAACGUGAAUAUGAUACUUUAAAAUCUCAGCUAGAUAUGAUACGUUCAGAAAAAUCAUUAGCUGAUGAAAAUUUAGAACAAUUACGAACAAAAUUAUCAAAAACUAAUCUUCAGGUUGAACGAUUAGAGUCGAAUAAAUCUAAUCUUGAAAAUCAACUUACACAAUUAGAAGAUGCUGUUAAUACAAAGAAAUCAGAAUAUAAUCAGUUAUUACCUAAUUUAAGUGAAUUGGAAUCAAGGUUGACCCGUACUCAGCAUGAUAUUGAAGUUGGUGCAGAACGUAUACGUAGUGAUCAAAAUUUAAGAUUAGAAGAUGAAAAAUUAACAGCUACACGUCAAGCUGAAUUAACUCGAUUAGCUAGACAAAUUGAUGAAGAUAAACUUCGUCUUGACUUAUUGAUACAAGAUACAGAAGCUAAAAAGAAUGAAUUAGAAUUAAUCAAAGCUGAGAAACGUCGUGAAUUAGAGAAUUCCAAUUCUGUCAUUCGUGAAUUAGCUAAUCAAACAGCAAUUAAACAACGUGAAUUAAAUGAAACACAAGCAUCAUUAAAUGCUUCAUUGGAUGAAAAAGAACGUAUUUUACAAUCAGUUAGAACACUUCGUUCUGAACGAGAUAAUAUACGCACGGAAAUGGAACAAGAACAAAAGUCUGUUGCAGAACUGACAGCAUUAGUAACACGACAAAAACGUGAAUUUGAACAUCUCACUGAAAUGUCACAUUUAGAAGAAUCAAGAAUAUUGAAUUUAAGCUCGCAACAACGUGAUUUAAUUAAUCAAUUAGAAAAAUUACAAAUUCAAUUAAAUGAAGAAAAAGAAGAAUUACGUGAACGUGAAUUGGCAAAAAUUAAAAAAAAUACUGAAUAUGAAAAUGUACGUAAAGAUGUUGUACGUGAACAAUCAGAAUUGGAACAUAUUCAAAAAGAAAAAGAACAAGUAGAACUGGAACUCACUCAUCUUCGUCAAGAACGUGAUAUCACUAAAACUCAGUGGCAUAGUUUUCAAUCAAAAAUUAAAGAAUUAGAAAAUCAAAAAGUUCAAUUGAGUGAUUCCAUCUCUGAAGCUAAUUUAACAUUAGCACGAAUUAAAGCAGAAUCUGAAGCAGCAUCCAGUGAACUUCGACAAAAACACAUUGAAUGCAAUGCUGCUUUAGCUGAUUGUGAUAGAAUGUUCAAACAAACAUCUGAUAGUCGUGAUGAGUUAAAUAUUGCUAAGCAACGUUUACAAAAAGCAAAUGAUUUAAAACAAUCCAUUGAAUCAAGUCUCAAUGAACAACGUCGUCAACGUGUUCUACUAUCAGAUGAAUUAAAUCAUUUAGAAGAAGCUGUACAUACAGGAAAAUUAGCUAAACAAUUAGCAGAUGAAAAUAGAGAAGCAAGUGAAGCAGCACUUAAAAAUGCUAUGGAUAAAUUAAAUAAAAUACAAACAGAAAAAAAGCUACUAGAAGAAGAGUUGGAUACUUUAAGAACAUCGAAAGAUAAUGAACUGUACUGUUUAAAUGAGCGUUUACGUAAUACACGUCAACAUUUAGCAUCGAUAGAAUCAGAAUUAUCAGAAAAAUCUUCAAAAUUAAAUGAAGUCAAUGAUAAAUUAACUAUAUUACAGAAUGAAUAUAUUGAUAAAGAACAGUCAAAAUCCAAUAGUCCAGAAUUUGACAAGAAGCUGGAAAAAUUAAAUGAUAAAAAUAAACAAAUGAUUUAUAAUCAACAACAGUUUAAUGAAUUAGAAAUGGAUAAUAUGACUAAAUUACAUGAGAACAAUAAUAAUACUACUACUACUGCUACUACUAUGAAUAAUAAUAAUAUUAAUAAUAAUAAUCUUUUACAAGCAUUAAUGGAUACAAAAUCUGCAUUAAUAGCUGCUCAACGUGAAUCAAAACGUUUAAAACGACGUACAGCACGUGAAGUUGCUGAAUUGGAACGUGUUGCUGAAGAACAAUGCAAUCGUGCAGGUGAUCUCACUGAACAAUUAUCUUUAGCUAGACGUCAAUAUGCUCAACUAAAAAGUCAAAUUACCACUUAUGGAAUUCUUAUGGAUGAAGUAAUUACGAUUGCUUCUCAAACUGAAUUAACUGAACAUGGUAAACGGUUGGAGACUGUUUUGUCAGCAGUUCGAGCUGAAUUACAACAACAUAAUCUUAACCAAAAUAAUAAUAAUCAUAAUAGUAAUCCAAUGAACACAUCAACAGUCAAUGAAAUGAAUUGUACUAAUUCAUCAACAUUGUUUGGACAAAGAAUUUGUGAUUUAUUAAAUUCUAAUACAGAUUCCAAAAUUAUAAAAGAUCAUUUUACAAAUAAUCAAGAAAUUCAGGAGAUGACUGAUCAUAGUUAUGCAAUGAAUGGAUUACCAAAAUCUCUAUUAUUAUUAACUAAUUCAUUUCAUGAAUUCAAUCAUAAUACACCAAGCAAUAUUCAUAGUAUGCAAUCAUUAACUGAUUCAUUGAAUGGUUUAAGUAAAAAAUCAAAUCAUCUCUCGCAUAGAUUAUAUUCUAAUGCUGAUGAAUCAGCACAUAUGAUAGAUGAUGAGCCUGGAUUGAACUAUACAACUUCUGGUUUAGGUUCCAGUAUCAAUCCUGGCACUCAAAUUGAUAGUAAUGUAGGAAGUGUACAUGAAAAUUCAACUCUUUUGUCACCAUCAACUAUGGGUGAAUCGAAACCAGUUAAAAGUAAUCAUUGUAAGCAAAGCAACAAAAGUGGUUCUACGGGACGACAACGGCCUCAUGAAGAAACUGCACCACUUACAACAUCUGGAUUUACAAAUCAAUCCCAAACACCUCGUCAUUCUAAAUCUGGAUACUCACGAUCUUCCAGACCUGGAUAA
Messenger RNA from Schistosoma turkestanicum, 7845 nucleotides. Lineage: Eukaryota; Metazoa; Platyhelminthes; Trematoda; Strigeidida; Schistosomatidae. The record is from the annotation of a GenBank genome assembly.